AUGCUGCUGAUUACGACGCCGGGGGCGGACCCCAGCAUAGAGCUGUCCGAGGUUGCGGCGGCAACGGUCGGGCGCGGGGCGCUGCGGGAGGUGGCGAUGGGGCAGGGGCAGGCGGAGGGCGCGCUGCAGCUGCUGCAGGAGUGUGCCAAGUCAGGCGGCUGGCUGGUCCUGAAGAACUGUCACCUGGUGACCCCCUGGCUGCCAACGCUGGAGAAGGCGAUCCACGCGCUGGCCGGCCGGGCCGCCAGGGGCUUCAGGCUGUUUUUGACCGCGGAGGCGCACCCCAGGUUCCCGCCCACGCUGCUGGAGGCGUGUGCAAAGGUCACGUUUGAGGCUCCCCCGGGCGUCAAGCAGAACCUGGCCCGCACCUACGUGUCCUGGGGGCCCGAGUGGCUGGCAGAGGGGGGGCCCCUGAGGGCGCAGCUGGCGUUCCUGCUGGCCUGGUUCCAUGCGGUGGUGCAGGAGCGCCGCAGCUACGUGCCGCAGGCUUGGUCCAAGCACUACGAGUUCUCGGCCGCAGACCUGAGGACCGCCCUCGACUUCGUCACCCGGGCCGCCGACGCCGCCCGCGCGCGCGGCGGCGGCGGCGCGGACGGCGGCGCGCGGGGCGUGCCGUGGCGGCACUUGACGGGCCUGCUGCUUGAUGCGGUGUACGGCGGACGCGUAGACUGCGCAUACGACGGCAAGGUCUUGCGGGCGCACCUGGCGGCGAUCUUCAGUCCGGACGUCCUGCCAGACGCCUCCGGCCGCGCCCGCCGCCGCCUGCCGGGCCUGCCCGCGCAGCUGCCGUCGGGCGCAGCCGCGCUGCGGCGGCAGGAGUGGCUGUCUGUGGUGGCGUCGCUGCCAGAGAGGGACGACCCCGCGCUGUUCGGCCUGCCCGCGAACAUCGGCCGCGCGGCGGCGGCGGCGCAGGGCGCGGCGGCGCUCGCGGCGCUGCGGCGCCUCGGGUUCGGCGGCGGAGGGGGCGGCAGUGGAAGCGGCCGGAGCACAGUGGACCGAGUGCUGUGGGCAGGGCGGCUUGCGCCGCUGCUGCGGCUUUGGGAGCAGCUGAUCAGCGCCGCGCCGCCCGCGGUGCGCACGGCCGCCGCGCCGGCGGCGGCGCCCGCGGCCGUGCCCCACGGCCAGCAGCAGGCGGCCGCUAGCGCGGCGGCGGGAGCCGCGGACGCGGCGGCUGCGGCGGACGCGGACGGGCCCCUGGGGACGUUUGUCGCGCUGGAGCGCUCCCACGCGGCGGCUGUGGUCGGCGCGAUCGGCGCGUCGCUGGCGGCGCUGCAGCGGGCGCUGGACGGCGCCGGCCAGAUCACGCCUGCUGUCCAGGCCUGCGCCGCGUCCCUCCUGUCCGACGCAGUGCCAGACGCGUGGGACCGCCUGUGGGAGGGCCCCGAGGCGCCCGCAGACUACUGCAGAGGCGCGGUCGCAAGGGCGGCGGCGAUCGAGGCUGUGUGGGUGCCCCGGUUCCUUCCUGGGAGCGCCGGCGGCGCGGACGGGCGGGGCCGGGACAUGGGGCAGCAGCUGGUGCGGCAGCCGCUGGAGCUGCGGCAGCUGUUCCGGCCGGGGGCGCUGCUGGACGCGCUGCGGCAGCGCGCGGCGCGGCUGCAGGGGCGCAGCGGCAGCGGCGGCGGCGGCGGCGGCGGCGGCGGCGGCGCGACGGCGCUGGACGAGCUCCGCCUGGCGACGGCGUUCGACCCGCGGCGCCUGCCCGCGGGCGCGGCGGCGGCCGCGCUGUCCGGGCUGAUGCUGCAGGGGGCGCGGCUCGACGGGGAGCGGAUGGCGGCGGUCGCGCAGGACGACCCCCUGUCCCAACCGCUGCCAGUGCUCUACGCCACCUGGCUGCCGCGUGGCGCCCCCCUGCCGCACCCGCAGCAUGUCGCUGCGCCCUUGUACCUGUCCCGCGAGCGCUGCGGCGCGGUGAUAGCAGAGGUGCAGCUGCCGGUGGCGGGGCCAGAGGUGGCCGAGGCGUGGGCGUUGGCGGGGGUGGCGCUGGUGCUGCCAGAGGGGUGA
Messenger RNA from Monoraphidium neglectum, 2001 nucleotides. RefSeq names its product Cytoplasmic dynein 2 heavy chain 1. Gene Ontology annotation, cellular component: dynein complex. The transcript is spliced from 7 exons. The record is from RefSeq and is a predicted model, not a curated record. NCBI's taxonomy places the organism in Eukaryota, Viridiplantae, Chlorophyta, Chlorophyceae, Sphaeropleales, Selenastraceae. Gene Ontology annotation, molecular function: dynein intermediate chain binding; dynein light intermediate chain binding; minus-end-directed microtubule motor activity. Gene Ontology annotation, biological process: microtubule-based movement. The coding region runs from base 1 to 2001 and encodes 666 amino acids.